AUGGAGAGCGAUGGCGAGGUCGAAGUGCCGCUCAAGAUCGACGGGGACGUAGCGGCCGGGGCGCGCGCCGUUAGCGGGCAGCCGGUUCGCCGGGUGCUGUACGCACCCGAAGGGCGGUUCCUUGGGCCGGGACGGCGGAUCGCCUACGCGGGGAACACGGUCGGCCUCCUGAGCGUCGCCGCCGUGGUGCCGCCGCCGGAUGAUCUACCGGCCGCUGAUAGCCAAGGACAAGGAGGAGGUAAGCAGAUCUUGGUGCUCUACCGCUACACCCAUUUCUCGGCGGUCCCCGACGGCGUGGAGGUCUGCGGGAGCACGAAGCUGCACUAUCUCCGGUUUGCCGUCCCGGCCGCCGCGUCGCCGGCGUGCUCGCUGCCGUGGGCCUGGUCGUCCCUGGCGCCGCUGAUAUACCCCUCCUGCCAGAGCAGCGACCUCCAGGCCCUUUGGCCCAGGUUGUUCUCCAGCGACGGUAGAAAUGGCAUCCCGCUGAAGGCCACGCGUGUCAAGCUGAUCGCUGACGUCGGCAUCCUCCAGCGUGAGGACUACACGCAGGAACGCAUGCGUGGCGUGUCCACCGCGCUGCAGGACAUGGCAGAGGAGCCAUGGCCCGGGUACCAUGUCGGCAUGGAGUUGCGCCUGCCGGAGCCCGUGCACGUGCACUGCGCUUGCGCGGAGCAAGCUGAGGCCGCCGACGGCGAGGACACGGACUGCGAGCGGCCGGCAAAGCGAGGGAAGUUCGUCGCAGAAAGGUGCCCCAUCUGCUUCGAGCUGCUCAAGAGCGACAUCGCCGUGUGGCCCGGGUGCCUCCGGCCCCACGUCUUCCAUGGCGAGUGCCUCUUGCUCGCCCUCAAGGCGAGCGAGAUGUGCCCUCUCUGCAGGCGCAGACUGUCGGCUCCGGAUGAACAGGUCUAG
This is a messenger RNA of Triticum turgidum subsp. durum (durum wheat), 909 nucleotides long. The record is from the annotation of a GenBank genome assembly. Lineage: Eukaryota; Viridiplantae; Streptophyta; Magnoliopsida; Poales; Poaceae.